AUGAAGCUCCUUUUCAUCGCUCUGAUGGAGGUGGUGGAGUGCCUCCUAUUCCCAGACAUCACAGGAUGGAACAACUUCACACUGGUCGAAGAGCCCUUCCUUCCAACGGUCAAAGAGCUAGACGACAUGGAGGAACCCGAGACCACCGCGAGGUGGCAUGUUUGGACGCUGAUUAUGCUUGGCAUCGCCUUCCUUGUGGCCGUCACUGGCACGUUGAUCCUGAAAUGCGCUGAACGUGGGACACAGACAGAUCCUGCCAGACCAGGCGGCGAUUAUGCUACCGUGAAGGUGGCCUCGCGCAUGGUCUCCCGUGCAGAGGAACAGGACAAUACAAUUGAGCGAUCCACCGUGGCCGUGUCCUUCAAGCCUCGCACUCUCAAGGUGCUCCUUGCGAUUUCUCUGACGAUCACUUUCUCUAGCUGCUUCGCCGCUUUGGCCUGGAGCAGCCGCACCGGGAGGUUGUCGAAAGACUAUGGCGCCGACUGGGAGGUGUAUGCUGGCCUCCUCGCGAGCAGUGGCCUGGCACUGGUCUUGCAGGCUCUGAUCAUGGCACGGCGCCUUCCUCCCGGCGAGAAGUUCGGAAUUACUGCUUUCGCCCAGGCCUGCAUCACCGGCAUGGCCCCUGUCCUUUCGGACCAAUACGAUACCAUGAAGGACGUCAUGUUCGCCUUUCUCUGCAUGGAAUCCGAGCAUGUGGAGAUUCAAGCCAUGGGCGUUUUCUCCCUGCUGUGGCUGGUGGGCGUCCACGUGGUCUGCUUCGCCUACGAGGACACUACAGCGGAGCUUCUGACCUCGCACCUCUCCGUGUUGCUUCUCACUCCAGACACAGGAGCCGACGUGGCUUUCCGGGACGAGCUCCGUGUGCUGCUGUAUAAGCAGCUCACGCCAACAAAAAGGUUCCUCCUUCUCCUCGAGAACGUCCCACAAGCCAUCUGCGCCAUCAUCUUCUUGCGCUAUGAGGGAGGAUCCGUCGUCGUGACUGUGUUGAGCUUGGCAAUUCCGGCGCUGCAGAUUGGGCUGGCGUUCCUGCUUUACAGCACGGUCCGUGCGCAGGUCGCUCCCUACUUCGGGCGCAGGCUUCGAGCACUGGUAAGGGCCGGGGACAAGCUGCUAGCGCAGCGCCUCUGGCGCGAGGCCGACUUUGAAUCCGACAAAGGACUCUUCCGGCAAGCCGUGGCGCUCAUGCACAGCAAGGACAUCGGUUCGCAUCGAGACGAUGAUGUCAUCUCGCUUUGGAAGGUCGCGCUGGGCAUGCACCACGGACCCAGCGAGGAGCAAUGGAACUUGAGUGACCUCGGCCUGAAGGACGAGCUGCCUCUCGUGGAGGCCUUCUUUGCCGAGCUUGCAACGGCCGAGUGCCAGAAGCUGGACAUGGACCUCUCGCAUAACGAGCUAGGCGCGGAGGGCGCCCGUUCCUGGGCCGGCGCAUUCGGCGGGCUGGUCGAGCUGCAUAAGCUCACUUUGAACUUGAAGGGCAACUCGCUUCGCGAUGCAGGCACAAGAACUUUGGCCACGGCCUUCUCCAGCUCGUCGCAGCUGCAGGAUUUGUCCCUGAACCUGGAGAUGAACGACCUCGGCGAAGAGGGCGUGCUGUCCUUGUUGGAGGCCCUCCGAGCCACCCGCCCAGCAGCGGGCCAGCUCGAUCUGGGUGACUGCGACAUCGGAAAGAGUGCUGUCACGCUAGCCAGGGCCGUCCGUUCCGGGGAGGUCAGUUGCCGCGUGACCCACCCAGUGGUGGAGAUGUUGCUCCGCGAGGGCUUCAAGGACGAAGAGGCGGGGAAGCUCGAGCUGGGCCUGAGCAGCAAAGAAGACCUCGGCCCGCUCUGCCAAGCUCUGCCACAUCUCCGUCUGCGAGAAGUCAAACUCCACCUCGCAGACCUCGGACUGGGCGAUGCAGGGGCGAAGACCCUGGCCGCGGCAGUCUCGAGCGUCACGAAGAUGGAGGAGGUGUCCCUGAACCUGGAGAUGUGUGACCUAGGCGCGGAGGGUGCCGGUGCCCUCGCCAGCUCCAUCGGCAUGCUGGAGAAGAUGCAGAAGCUCAGCCUGAACCUGAAGGGCAACAAACUCUGCGAUGCAGGGGCGAAGACCCUGGCCGCGGCCGUCUCGAGCGUCACGAAGAUGGAGGAGGUGUCCCUGAACCUGGAGAUGUGUGACCUAGGCGAGGAGGGCUUGCUCUCCUUGCUGGAGGCCCUCCGAGCGACCAGCCCAGCGUCGACCCAGCUCGACCUCGGCGAAAGCGACAUCGGAAAGAAGGGCGUCUUCGCGCUGGCCAGGGCCCUCCGUUCCGGGGAGGUGAAGGGCCGGGUCACUCAUCCGGUGGUGGAGUUCUUGGCCGAGUUGGAGGACGAACAACUCAAAGAGCUCGAGGAAGCGCCGCAGAAGCUGAAGCUUGAUCUCAGCGCCGCCGGCGGUCGCGAAGCCGAAGCCGAGAGGUUCCGGCGGCUCUUGGGACCGCUCUGCCGGGCGCUGCCGAAGCUCCCGGAGCCGCUGCGAGAGCUGUGGCUCGACCUCGGCUUCCACGGCGACGCCUUCGGCGCUGCCGGGGCCCGGGCCCUGGCCGCGGGCCUCCGGCACCAAAAGGAGCUGCAGGACCUGAGGUUGGGGCUGUUUGGCAACUCCGUGGGCGACCAGGGCACAGAGGCCUUGGCCUCCGCCCUCCGCGAGCUGACGCAGUUGAAGAAGCUCGUGUUGAGGCUGGACGCAAACAACAUCGGCGAUGCCGGCGCCACCGCACUGCUGGAGAGCUUUUCUGAGCUGCGGCAGCUCAAAGACCUCGAAGUUGGUCUGGUAAGCAACGAGCUCAGCCAGGAGGAGAAGCAGAAGCUCCGGGCCGCCUUCGAUUCACUGCCGGUGGCCGAGAAGGAGAUCGAGCUUUGA
Molecule: messenger RNA, 2877 nt
Organism: Symbiodinium sp. CCMP2592
Lineage: Eukaryota; Dinophyceae; Suessiales; Symbiodiniaceae
Source: the annotation of a GenBank genome assembly